ACUAUCUAUCGGACGAGCUGCACCGAGCUUCUCAUAACUGUUGUUGAGUGUAUUUAUGUCAGCUGGCCUGGCUGAUUUUGCCCGGUCACUGUUGUUAAUAUCAUGUUAUAUUAGCAUGUCUUGGUAGCUAGCUAACCUGAAGCUACAGCUGCUAACGACAGUGUAUGUUACAAUGGACCUGCCACACCAUGGGUAUCGAGCAACUAAGCCAAGGGCUCGUGCCGGCCCCCCAGCAGGAGAUCCCCUUCUGUUUGAUGACACCAGCUCCUCAACACCAGCAAUGAACACUCAGGGGUACUACACUCCUGGGUACAACAUGGGAGCGCCUGCAGGUGGCCCGCAGGGGGGGGCUCAGGUGAACAACCUGUUUGCUGACCCAAUGGCCAAUGCUGCAAUGAUGUAUGGCUCCUCCCUGGCCAACCAGGGAAAGGAUAUGGUGAACAAAGAGAUCAGCAGAUUCAUGUCCGUGAACAAGCUGAAAUACUUCUUUGCUGUUGACACCAAAUAUGUCAUGAAGAAACUCAUGCUGCUCAUGUUCCCCUAUACACACCAGGACUGGGAGGUUCGAUACCACCGGGACACUCCACUGACACCAAGACAGGAUGUGAAUGCACCUGAUCUUUACAUACCAACAAUGGCUUUCAUUACCUACAUUUUACUUGCUGGAAUGGCCCUUGGCAUUCAAAAAAGGUUCAGUCCAGAAGUGCUUGGAUUGUGUGCCAGCACUGCCCUCGUGUGGGUGAUCAUCGAGGUCCUGGUGAUGUUGCUGAGUUUGUACCUGCUUACAGUUCACACCGAUCUCUCAACCUUUGAUCUCAUCGCCUACAGUGGAUACAAAUAUGUUGGGAUGAUCUUCACAGUGCUGUGUGGCUUACUUUUUGGCAGUGAUGGUUAUUUCGUGGCUCUUGCCUGGUCCUCUUGUGCUCUUAUGUUCUUUAUCGUUCGAUCCCUGAAAAUGAAGAUACUUUCAUCUCUCUCCUCUGACUCCAUGGGGGCUGGAGCAAGUGCCAAACCUCGUCUUCGCCUUUAUAUCACCGUGGCCACCGCUGCCUUCCAGCCGAUCAUCAUAUACUGGUUAACCUCUCACUUGGUCAGGUGACCGUGAAGUGUGUAUUACCCUGAUGUCCAUGCGUACUGGACCCCCCAAAAAAAACCCAUGUUGAUGCCCACCUGCAGAUGUGCUUGUUGAGUGUCACUGUUUGUACACCUGCCUUUACGCUCUUUUGUCAGAAGUCAAAACUUAUAUAGCCUGUAUUGAGCUGCAGCGUGUGUAAAACCUGUUGGAUGGUCAUGUUCAUGGUAUCCUUGAUUUACCAGCACACUGAAUGGAUGUGCAUAAUAUUGUGCAAUGUGUCAUUGGAAGGCUUUUGUUUUCCACCAUGGGUGUAAUGAUGACAAAUGCUUAUUUUUUUUGGCCACCUAACUUUGAGGUCAAGGGCUUUCAUUGUAUGAUUUGUUUGAUUUUAGUUCUAAAUGGUACACAGAAUCAUUUCAAGUUUCCUUUUGUAAUAUCCUUAAUAUCCCUGGACAUGUUUUUUAGUCCCUGGCCCUACACACACACACACACACACACACACAGACUCACAAAUGCACAUUACACACAAAACCAUUUUUCUGUGGUAAUGUUGCUACAAUAUCUCCUUUCUUGUGAAUCUUUGACUUUAUUUAUCUAAAUUUGACAGCAUGACAGUGUUUGGAUUUUUUGUAGAAAAAAAUAAAUAUAUUUAGCUUUGUGUACUGAA
Messenger RNA from Myripristis murdjan (pinecone soldierfish), 1742 nucleotides. It is a transcript of the gene yif1a, whose product is annotated as Yip1 interacting factor homolog A (S. cerevisiae). The record is from RefSeq and is a predicted model, not a curated record. Bases 173 to 1099 code for a protein of 308 amino acids. The transcript is spliced from 9 exons. NCBI's taxonomy places the organism in Eukaryota, Metazoa, Chordata, Actinopteri, Holocentriformes, Holocentridae. Gene Ontology annotation, biological process: endoplasmic reticulum to Golgi vesicle-mediated transport. Gene Ontology annotation, cellular component: COPII-coated ER to Golgi transport vesicle; endoplasmic reticulum membrane; endoplasmic reticulum-Golgi intermediate compartment.